Messenger RNA from Aspergillus sclerotioniger CBS 115572, 1031 nucleotides. Its product is annotated as RNA-binding domain-containing protein. Bases 125 to 745 code for a protein of 206 amino acids. Gene Ontology annotation, molecular function: RNA binding. The record is from RefSeq and is a predicted model, not a curated record. NCBI's taxonomy places the organism in Eukaryota, Fungi, Ascomycota, Eurotiomycetes, Eurotiales, Aspergillaceae. The transcript is spliced from 3 exons.
CCCUGCAGAUUUUCCCCCUCCGCCCGCUAGGCAAGGCCCGCGGAAGCUACCGUUGCCGCUCGAGCUUUCAUUGCGACUCCGUUACUUGAAGGAAAACGCGACUGUCGCGAAAUUUCUAAUCAUAAUGGCUACGGAAGAGAAUGAGAUUAAGGACGAGCGCCUGGAACACCAGGAAGAGGCCGGUGACGAUGAGGAGGAGAUUGCGGCGAUGAAGAAGCGAGUGGCCGAAAUGGAAUCCGAAGCCGCGAAGCUGCGCGAGAUGCAAGCUACACUCGAUCAGCAGUCGGAGAAUCUGCGUGAGGACAAAGAGGAGAUCGACGCUCGGAGUGUCUUCGUCGGUAACGUGGACUACGGUGCCUCCCCCGAGGAGAUUCAGGCACAUUUCCAAAGCUGCGGCUCAAUAAACCGUGUCACUAUCCUCUUGGACAAGUUUUCGGGUCAACCUAAGGGGUACGUUGCAGCGCAUCCGCCAGUCAGGGGCUCAUGUGCUGAUCCGAUCUACAGUUAUGCCUAUGUAGAAUUCGCAGAACCCAGUUUGGUGGCUCAGGCCCUGGUCCUGAACGAGAGUGUCUUCCGCGGUCGGAACCUGAAGGUCGUUCCCAAGCGUACUAACCUGCCCGGCAUGGCCCGUGGUCGUGGACGAGGUGGAUUCCGAGGCGGCCGGGGCUACCGUGGUGGCUUCACGCCCCGUGGAGGAUAUCGCGGUGGCUACCGUGGCCGGGGUCGCGGCUAUGCGCCCUACUAAGGGCAUUCCGUACGAGGCGACGAGGCGACGCGUGCCGGUGAAGUUUGGUGCAUAGACUCGACAAAGAAGCGCGGCGGAGACGUCCGUUGGGACCGCUGGUCGGGGUCUUAAACGCACAUAUCUCUGAUCUAAGACAACGUUCUCUGAAGUUAUGGACUGGGUGUACUUUGUAUGAUAACAAUCCGGCAAUCUCGGAUUGGGCCAGAUGGGCGAAGCACUGAAGUCGCUUGUUUCUGUGGUGAUUGUCAUAAAGCCUACAGAGAAUUGCUUACGAUCAAAGCAUCGG